AUGCAAACACCGCAAAGUAGAAAAAUAAAAGGCUAUCUCCUCCACAUAAUCGAUUGUGGGCCAAUACCAUGAUGCGUAGAACGCAUCACCACGCGCAGUUGGGCAGAGAUAAUGUAAACUGAAGAGAUAUAGCUAUAGAUAGAGGUAGUAGAGAAAGGGAGUGGCCAAAAAGAACACAAAAAUGGCAGCAACUGCUUCAUCUUUCAUAUCAUCAUCUUUCCUUCCAACUAUUAAUCCUCAAAACCAGCAAUUAUUGCUUUUCAAAAAUUCUACCCAUCAAUUCACCAAAAUUCCCAAGAAAUCACCUCUCUACUUCAGGGUCCGGGCAGCAAGGCUUCCAUCUGGUGUGGAAUUGCCAAAAGUGGAGCCAAAAUUCAAAGCUCCAUUUCUCGGAUUUACAAGAACAGCUGAAAUAUGGAAUUCUAGAGCUUGUAUGAUUGGUCUAAUUGGAACUUUCAUUGUAGAAUUGAUAUUGAAUAAAGGAAUACUCCAAGUGAUAGGGGUGGAAGUCGGUAAAGGUCUUGAUCUUCCUCUUUGAAGGUUGAAUUUGCUUAUACAUGUAUUUUGUAACUGGAGGACCUUGACAUGAUUUUUAACUGCUUCUGUUAUGUAGCUUUUGCACUAUUUUAUGUGUAAACAACAGUUACUUGCAAUAUUAUUUCUUCUUCCAUAAUCUGCCA
Molecule: messenger RNA, 680 nt
Organism: Jatropha curcas
Lineage: Eukaryota; Viridiplantae; Streptophyta; Magnoliopsida; Malpighiales; Euphorbiaceae
Gene: OHP
Product: one helix protein
Source: RefSeq, a predicted model, not a curated record